Molecule: messenger RNA, 1827 nt
Organism: Pseudozyma hubeiensis SY62
Lineage: Eukaryota; Fungi; Basidiomycota; Ustilaginomycetes; Ustilaginales; Ustilaginaceae
Exons: 1
Coding region: 1-1827 (608 amino acids)
Source: RefSeq, a predicted model, not a curated record
AUGGCGACGACAUCAUCGAGCAGCCUUGACGCUGCGAGACCAAGACGGCACGAAGUCGAGAUCUAUGCACAUGCUCUGCGCACACGGCUCCAGUUUGCCUCGUUCAAGGCGUUGAACGGUGUCGGCAAGACGUCGCUCUCGGACCUCACAUCAUCCACACUUACUCCCGUACAACCACUGGCACCGAGUCUCGCAUCCAACAAUCAGAUCGUAGAUCAACCACACACCAGCUCUUCACCGGCGUCUACACCAGCACUAUCUCAAGGAGAGUCGCUGCCUUCUUCCUCGCAGUCGUCGACUCGCUCCACCCGAUCUAUCUACCUCGACAUCUUUGGCACCGACUUUCGUGCCUCCUCCACCACCACCACGCCGUCCUCUUCCAAGGGGUUGUCUCGUGCCACUUCCUUCGCUUCCACCUCUACACCGACGAAACGUGCCUCUUCUUCUUCCAACACCACGUCAACCUCCACCUCCACCCGCUCUCUGCUCGACAAAGCGGCGUCAUCACCCCAGCUCGGAUCGCCAGAGAGGAAGAACGGUCGCUUCGACUGGCACAACAACCCCACCCCAGCCAUGGUAGCACACGAAACCAAGCUGGCUACCGGGCAACCCUUCGCACUGCCCACCGGAUCGCCCUCCAAACGUCGCAGGGAGGAGAGCAACAACGCCUCCCCGACCAACCCUCUGCUCAACACCCCUCGCCGAUCUCGAAUGCAGAGCAGCGGGUUCCUCCCCAACGGUCACCCGGCGUCUUCGCUUGCGCAGGAUUUGGGCCUGACUGCGCCGCGUACGCCUCGCUCGCGCCAUGCGUCGGGUCGACACGUGUUUGCGAUCCAACCUCAACCGUUGGGUGGUGAGCAGGAUCAGGUGGAGCGGGAUCGCGUUGCGAGCACGUUGGCUGCGCUGGCCGAGGCGAGGAAUGCCGCCAGCAGCGGCUCGGAUUCCAGUUCCGGUAGCGAUCGACCGCACACACCCCCUCCGCCUUCGGCAAAGCAGCAGCAGGGUCUGGGGAUCGGGUUCGCCAGCCCAUCCAUCCGACGCAACAGCACCUUCGCCCAGCCACACGGCCAUAAGAGGCACAAGCGUAACGUCUCGUGGAACGUACUACCCGUCGACCUGCAGGACGAGCAGGAGAGCAUCAGCAGGGCGCAAGACGACACGCCCGCCGCGCAAGGUGAAGAAGACCGAGCGGCGGCGGAUUACCUCUUGUUCCUGGCGUCCAGUCCAUCGCCGUCUUCGAUCAAGCGGUUUAGUGGGGAUGGAGAUGCGGGGGAGGCGGGUGGAAUGCUAUCUACGCCUGCGCAGGUUUCGUUGUGGGAUCCGUUCCAGAGCAGCAACGGCAGUGGUGAUGGAAGGCGGAGUAGGAUGCAGAGCCAUGCAGGAGGACCGAGGCAUACGAAUUUGAGCUUCGCUGGUCCUUUGACUCCGCCGCCUUCGGCACGAAAGCUGUCGAAACCUCACGACGAAGCGAUGGUGGGGUUGGGUUUCGACGUCCAAACGCUCUCAUCUACACCCAGCAAGCCCUCGGCCAACGCACACGAGUACAUCCAACAACGUCGGUCCUCCACCACCGUCACCCCGACGUCCCCACGCACACCUCCGCCGGAGCUAUCGCACAAACGACGACGAAGCAUCACGCGCGAGUUCGGAGGUGGCGGCGAGACACCAGGUGCACCGGGAGGCGAGCAGACGUUCAGCUAUGCGGAUUUCGUCAAUGUUUCCCCCAGCCCUCAGCCGCCGAGCACCGCGAGGUUUGCCGGUCUCGACUGUGCGAGGGGGUUGAGGACUCCGACCAAGGUCGAUCGAUGGACGUUUGAUCGACAGUGA